AUGGGGGACCAAUGCCAGGAAGGAAAGGUUUAUUGCUGUUCUCCCGAGAAGAACUUUGAGGACAAGGGACUCCUUACCCUUCUCUCUGGAUUCAAUCUUCUUGGAUUCGAUGCCAAGUGCGCCCCCGUUACAGUGCUCGGAAACUUCCAAGUCGCUCUUCUUGGCACUAACGAAAACGAAAACGGAAACGUUGACUGCAAGCACACUCUUGCUUGCUGCACUGGCGCCGACUACCGCCCUCUUGGCAUGUAA
This is a messenger RNA of Penicillium canescens, 252 nucleotides long. RefSeq lists its product as uncharacterized. The record is from RefSeq and is a predicted model, not a curated record. Gene Ontology annotation, cellular component: fungal-type cell wall. Gene Ontology annotation, molecular function: structural constituent of cell wall. The coding region runs from base 1 to 252 and encodes 83 amino acids. NCBI's taxonomy places the organism in Eukaryota, Fungi, Ascomycota, Eurotiomycetes, Eurotiales, Aspergillaceae. The transcript has 3 exons.